Molecule: messenger RNA, 213 nt
Organism: Aspergillus versicolor CBS 583.65
Lineage: Eukaryota; Fungi; Ascomycota; Eurotiomycetes; Eurotiales; Aspergillaceae
Product: translocon subunit SSS1
Exons: 3
Coding region: 1-213 (70 amino acids)
Biological process (GO): protein targeting; post-translational protein targeting to membrane, translocation
Cellular component (GO): Ssh1 translocon complex; membrane
Molecular function (GO): transmembrane protein transporter activity
Source: RefSeq, a predicted model, not a curated record
AUGUCCGACCAAGUCCAGGAAUUACUCAACAUCCCCCAGGAGUUCUUGAGGGAUGGCAUGCAGUUUGUCAACCGCAGCCAGAAGCCCGACAAGCGCGAAUUCAUCAAGAUCAGCCAGGCCGUCGGCACCGGCUUCCUGAUCAUGGGUUUCAUCGGGUACAUUGUUAAGCUGAUCCACAUUCCCGUGAACAACGUCCUUGUCGGUGGCGCUUAA